GCUCAAAGGUAAAAGGAGGGUUAACAAUGGAAGGAGGUGCAGAUGUGACAUCAAAGGAUAUCGGCCAUGUCGCCUCAGUAGUGCACCUUUUACCAUUUCAACGUCAAAUCAUACAUUCACUCAUCCCAGGCGCUCGUCAACGACAAAAGAAAGGAAAAGAUCAAAAGGAAUCUUCUCAUCAUGAUGACGAUGAUCCAGAUGUUUUGUUAAUUCUGGCCAGAGGAUUGGGCUUACGUACAAUCAUUGCAAGCAUUUUACGAUUGUACGAUGGUCCGACAAAUUUGGUAAUCUUGGUAAAUGCCAAAUCGACAAGGGAAGAAGAUGGAUUGAGAGAAGAACUGAAAACUAUGGGUGUCAAAAAGCCUGGUCUUCAAAGUAUAUCCCACCAUACAACAAGUGCUCAACGACAAGAAAUGUACCUGAACGGAGGUCUCGUCAGUGUGACAUCACGUAUCUUGGUGGUUGAUAUGUUAAAUGGAACUGUUCCUACCGAUCUCAUUACAGGUCUGGUGGUAAUGCAUGCAGAAUCGAUCACACCAACAUGCACAGAAAGUUUCAUCGUAAGGCUUUAUCGUGAUAAGAACAAGGAUGGUUUCCUCAAAGCAUUUUCCGAUUCUCCCGAUCAUUUUGGCGUUGGGUUGAGCCCUUUGCAGACUGUACUCACGCAAUUGAAAGUGCGACGAGUUGAAUUAUGGCCUCGAUUUCACAAGGACAUCAUUCGAGAUCUCGGCAAAAAGAAAUCCGAUGUGAUUGAGUUACACCAAGAUCUCUCACGAUCGAUGAGAGAGAUUCAGAGUGGGAUCUACGUUUGCUUGGAUGCCGUAUUGAACGAGUUGAAGAAGAAUACCGGAUCGGUAGACAUCGACGAUGCAACGAUGGAAAAUGCAAUCUUUCCUCGAUUUGAGCGGGUCAUUCGACAACAGCUUGAUGCAGUUUGGCAUAAGAUCAGUCCAAAGUCAAAGAGAUUGGUUGCAGAUCUAAAACUGCUGCGAACGAUGUUGGACUACCUCUUAUCGUACGAUGCAGUACGCUUCCAAGAAUAUCUAGAAACAAUCCUGCUCAGUCAACAUAAUCCUGCCAAUCCAAAUCAGGCUACGAAUUACGAUCGAAGUCAAUGGCUUACUAUGGAUGCAGCCAAUGUGAUCUUCAAAGAAGCAAAAGCAAGAGUAUAUCGUGCUCAAGAUGCCAAUUCAUCGAAAAGACCAUCUUGGCUACCUCCCGGUAUCGAGACUACAUUGGAAGAAUUACCCAAGUGGCGUCUUUUGCGUGAGGUAUUGGAUGAAAUCGAACAGGAUAUACACUGGUCAUCCACAGAUCUUACAAAAGGCCGCAAUAAUACCGUUCUCAUCAUGGUGCGUGAUGAAGCAGCUUGUAGACAGGUACGGGAAUAUGUCUCAACGAUGAGAUCCUACACCAUGGGUAGCGCAGAAAAGGAUGAUCGACCUGGAAGAAAAAUGAUGGAAUAUCGCUUUCGCGAAUAUUUGACUUGGAAGCAAGGCGUGAAAGCAGUAACGAGCAAUUUUAGAAACCCUCGGUUCACAUCCACAAACGCACCUCAGCCAAUCAACGGCACAGGAGCUGAUAGUAAUUCAAUAGCAGCAAAUCGGAGCAAUGGAACGAAUGGACCAGCGGUGACUUACGAAAAUCCUGCUUUAGGACGUAAAGAGAUUUGGGAAGGUGGAAGAGCACCGGCUUACAAACGGAGAAGGCAGCGUGGUGGAGCGAUGAUGGGAAGUAGUUCUUCAACAAGAAGAGAUCCAGUAAAGGCAGCAGAAAUGAUCUCAAGAGAAGCAGAAGACAUAGAUGAUCAUUUCAGAACCUCUGCACAAGGAGUAGAGGACGGAGAAGAGGAUGAGUAUGAUGCAACAUACACUGAUAUGCUCACCAACAAUUUCACUAGUGAGGAUUUCGAGAAUUACUUCCGCCUACUAACGAUGGAAGAUUUCAUUGUCAUAAGACCAUACACAGAUGACGAUGACGAUCAUCAUUUGCAAGAACUCAAGCCUCGCUUCGUGAUCAUGUAUGAUGCAAAUCCAGCCUUCAUCAGGCGUUUGGAGGUGUAUAGAACGGCAAUGAAAGGAGUAGAGAUGCGGAUUUACUUCCUAAUGUAUGCCGAUUCUGUUGAAGAGCAACGAUAUUUGAGUCAAAUUCGACGAGAAAAAGAAUGCUUCGAACGCUUUAUCCGUGAAAAAGCAAAUAUGGCCUUGCCAUUACAAGCAGAUGGAAGUGCAGCCAAUUCGACUGCUGAAGAACGAUCUUUGCGUGCGAUCAACAGUCGUCUAGCUGGCGGUCAACUUUCUGCAACGAAUGAACAGCCUAGAGUGAUUGUGGAUAUGCGAGAAUUUCGAUCAAGUUUACCAUUCAAACUUCAUGAAGCGGGAAUGUUGGUGGUUCCUUGCACUUUGACGGUGGGCGAUUACAUCUUAUCGAAUUUGAUUUGUGUUGAAAGAAAAAGCUUAUCGGACUUGGUGCAAAGUUUCAACUCAGGCCGUUUAUACGUUCAAUGUGAAAUGAUGUCCGCCAAUUUUCAACAUCCAGUCUUAUUGAUCGAAUUCGAGCAAAACAAAUCAUUUGCACUUCAGACUAUCAAUGAUUCACGUGGCGGUGGCGCAAAUCCGAUGAAUAAAAAGAUUCACGAGAAUGAUGUUCAAUCAAAAUUGGUCUUAUUGACACUUUCCUUCCCUCGGCUAAGGAUUGUAUGGUCAAGUUCACCGUAUGCGACAGCUGACAUUUUUGCUGAAUUAAAGCAAAAUUUCGAAGAGCCGGAUGAAGCGAUUGUAUCUAAGAUUGGAACAAACAUUAUUUCAAAUAAUGAGGCAGAUGGUGCACAACAAGCCAAUGAAGCGCCAAAAGGAUUAUUUUCCGUCAAGACUACCGGCAUUGAAGAUAAUUUGAACACAACCCUACAAGAGAUUUUACUCUCUUUACCAGGCAUCACAACAAAGAACUAUAUGUUAAUCAUUCGUUCCGUUCGAGAUUUGGCCGAUUUAUGUGAGAUGACGGUUGAUGAAAUUACACAUUUGAUCGGCAAAGAAGCUGGUCGGAAAUUAUUCAACUUUUUGCAUAAAGAUGCCCGAGCAGAAGCAAAAGGAGCGAAUUCCAUAUAA
Messenger RNA from Meira miltonrushii, 3107 nucleotides. RefSeq lists its product as uncharacterized. NCBI's taxonomy places the organism in Eukaryota, Fungi, Basidiomycota, Exobasidiomycetes, Exobasidiales, Brachybasidiaceae. Gene Ontology annotation, molecular function: single-stranded DNA binding; single-stranded DNA endonuclease activity; damaged DNA binding. Gene Ontology annotation, cellular component: nucleotide-excision repair factor 1 complex. Gene Ontology annotation, biological process: double-strand break repair via homologous recombination; resolution of meiotic recombination intermediates; nucleotide-excision repair involved in interstrand cross-link repair. Bases 27 to 3107 code for a protein of 1026 amino acids. The transcript is spliced from 2 exons. The record is from RefSeq and is a predicted model, not a curated record.